Molecule: messenger RNA, 2229 nt
Organism: Nerophis ophidion (straightnose pipefish)
Lineage: Eukaryota; Metazoa; Chordata; Actinopteri; Syngnathiformes; Syngnathidae
Gene: calm3a
Product: calmodulin 3a (phosphorylase kinase, delta)
Exons: 6
Coding region: 216-665 (149 amino acids)
Molecular function (GO): calcium ion binding
Source: RefSeq, a predicted model, not a curated record
AUACAUCCGUCCGACAGGCCGGCGUCGCUCGGUUGAGGUUUCCGGGGCAAUUCUCCACAGCAAUAACGGCCUGCUCCUCCAAUAAUUACGCGUAGAAAGCUUGAAUUCGACUAAAGUCACCCGGGCUGAGUGUUCACUGCGUCGCUACCUUCAAUCUCCAAUCCACUGCACGACUCUUUUUUCCCCUCAUCUUCGCGGAGCUUGAAAAAGUCAAAAUGGCAGACCAGCUGACCGAGGAGCAGAUUGCCGAGUUCAAGGAGGCUUUCUCGCUGUUCGACAAGGACGGCGAUGGUACCAUCACGACCAAGGAGCUCGGCACCGUCAUGCGCUCUCUAGGCCAGAACCCCACUGAGGCGGAGCUGCAGGACAUGAUCAAUGAGGUCGAUGCUGACGGUAACGGGACAAUCGAUUUCCCCGAGUUCCUGACAAUGAUGGCGAGGAAGAUGAAGGACACAGACAGCGAGGAGGAGAUCAGAGAAGCAUUCAGAGUCUUUGACAAGGACGGUAACGGCUACAUUAGCGCGGCAGAGCUACGGCACGUCAUGACAAAUCUAGGAGAGAAACUCACCGACGAAGAGGUGGACGAAAUGAUUCGCGAGGCUGACAUUGACGGCGAUGGUCAGGUUAACUAUGAGGAAUUCGUCCAGAUGAUGACCGCCAAGUGAAGACAAUGCAGAAUGUUCUCUUUAACGUUGCUUGUCCUCUUAAGAUCACUGUCUUUAAGAACAAAAAGGAACACCCCCCUCUUGACUCCCCCAAACAAAACAAAAUUAAUACUUGUAGAAUUCGGCCAAUUGUGCUUAAAACAUUUGAAUACUUCUGUGGUAUUUGCUAAGCAUAUACCUACAGAUUAAUCCCUGAAGAAGUUAAUGGACCAAGCUUUAAGAAGGCCAAAGAGCUUUUACUUCCGACCAAGAUUCUGCCGAGUCACCCGGCUCAUGAAUAAUUUAGAGGAAAGGGCAGCACUGCCACGUCAAGGGGGGGAGGGGAUGGGAACCGAUGCCACCGAUCAUUUUGGAGAAGUUGGCUAUUUAAAUCUUUCUGCUUCCGCAAAGAAUCUUGCCUCUCUACUAGCAUCAGUGGUGAUUCUCUACCAAUUUGAGUACUCUUCUUGCAUGCAGCCGUUCUGUGGUGGUCUCCUGUCUGACAAGGUGGUUCUGAUCCCAUCAGAGGUAGUGGUCAGAUUGUGUACACAGUGAAGGUAUAUACAUCCAUAUAGCUAUAUAUCUGUAAAAAAAUAUGUGUCACUAUUGGUUAUUUCAAAAGCAACUAGUCCGUGGUGUUUAUUGGUGCUUGGUUGGAAAGUUUGGUUUAGAAGAUUGAUUCUCCCUAGUGGGAUGUCCUGUUGUUUUAAGUGAGUUGGAUUACGUUGCCGGGGCAACUGAGCGGAGACGCUAGUGUGAUGUGUUGCUUGAGGCCGAUUGUUGUGAAGACGCACUGGGGGACUGCUGUUAAUACAUUUGUUCUGCAAACAUAAAAUAUUGACGUAGUGCUUUAUAAAUGUGUUCUCAAAUAUUAAUGUAUUGACUAAAAAACUUUGGUCACAAAAUAUAUCUCACUCUAUAUACAGUAUAUAUUGGUGUGUCGUAAAGUUUGCAUUGCCUGUUGUCGUGGUAAAUAGCUUGUGCUCUGUUUUCUUUUUGGUUUUGAAAUGUGCCAUAAUGCUCCCAAUACGCCUCAACUUUCUUGCAAGAUUAUAGUUCAUUAUUUAAAAAAUAAAAUGAAAAAAGAUACAGAUUAUUGAACGUUGACAUGUUAAAAUAUAUACUAUGUUUGCACUUUGGUCUAAACCAUGUGGCUAUAUUGUUUUUAAAGAAGAAACCAAAUUGGACUGUUGCUACUGCAAUAACGACUUGUGUGUUUUCACUAAUUUCUCGUCCUUGUUGGCUGUCCCAUCUUAGGUUUGUCGUCCAGUCUUUCAACCCCGAAUCUGCUUGCUUGUUUUACUGAACACGAUACAUAUAUACCGUACUGUAUAUUUACAAAUACCUAAUGUAAGUUGGCCUGUUAAGAACGAUUAUAGUGAGCUUGAGAAAGGGGUUGUAGCAAUUCGUUUGGUUGGGAGUUUUUCCAAAAGAAACCCUUUGGAAGAGAUGAAUACCACUCUCUGCGUUUGAUUAUGAAAUGAAAAAAAUAAUGGACUGUCAGCUUCUGAUGAUAGUGUCUCAAAUAUGUAAAGAUGUUAUAUAUAUUUUCCAUAAAUCAAUAAACUGAAUGAGCUUUACUUCA